This is a messenger RNA of Strigops habroptila (Kakapo), 7327 nucleotides long. It is a transcript of the gene KCNJ1, whose product is annotated as potassium inwardly rectifying channel subfamily J member 1. The record is from RefSeq and is a predicted model, not a curated record. Gene Ontology annotation, cellular component: plasma membrane. Gene Ontology annotation, molecular function: ATP-activated inward rectifier potassium channel activity. Bases 1133 to 2383 code for a protein of 416 amino acids. Lineage: Eukaryota; Metazoa; Chordata; Aves; Psittaciformes; Psittacidae. Gene Ontology annotation, biological process: potassium ion import across plasma membrane; regulation of monoatomic ion transmembrane transport. The transcript has 3 exons.
AAUGGUGUCUAAUGGAAGGAUUUCUGGUUUAGUUGGCUACAACAUCAGGCAGCUUCUCUAAAUUAUUUUAGAUGCCUACAGAGUAAAAUGACUUUGCCAAGCAGCAGUUCCCAUCCCCACGGUUGUUUUAUGAAGGGCAGUGGACUCUCAGAGGGUGCAAACGCUUCCUUGACUGUCAGUUAGGAGUCAGCUGUACAACUGGCACAGGCAGUUAUCUGACAUUUAAACGGCUCAAGUUAAAUGAGACAGAUUUCACACCACAUAACUCACACCAGUAUGUCUAAUUCACUACAUGCCUGUGGGUUAUCCCCAUUCUGGAGACACAAAAUUAAAGCUUAAGGGAGCUAAACUACUCUUGCCACAGAUAUUCAAGCACAAUACUACCCCUGAAAUCAAGUAAAAUUAGGGCAGCUCAUUUGACAACUACUUGAGCCUAAGCACUUUGCUCCUAGCCAAAAAGGAAGCCUGGGUGAGACAGUGAUAUGAUGCAGGGUUUUAGAUAAGUGUCGUAGUUUGACUGAAAACAUCAUUCCUAAGGGCUGUUUCCCAAUAAAAGGCUGUGUCACCUUCUAUUGGGAAGGGCAGUGCAGCUGUAAAGUGACAGUCUCAAACAAUUACAAAGCCCCCGGCACCUCCUGAUCUGAGAUGCAUUCCUCAAGUCCAGGUCCUUCUAAAGAAAACAUCAUUCAUAGCAGAUGCAGGUCCCCAAAAUGGUCAGGUCUCUGUGUGGCUGAGGACACUAAGUCCUUAGACACAGUAAACUCUCAAUGUCCUUUUUGUGAGACAGCAGUGAGACUAUUUUCCAUUCAAGUUCUUCAUUUUAGUUGUUUUUAAGCAGAAGUCUGGUGUCCAAAUUGAAACCCCUUCCUAAAUUCACUAUCCACAUCACAUCUGAGGUCUUCUAAAGAUGAUGUACACAAAAUUCAGCCGCUCCCCACCAGUUUUCCCAAUGUAUGUCCAUGACAGCUGCCUGCUUCUCUGUGCCUCCUCCUACUCAACUAAGCAGAGGACAAUAUUAACAGUUGACUGAGCAAGGGAAAAGGAUAACUUUUUGCUGGAAUGCUCCUUAGGCAAGAAACUGGUAUUUUCCUCAUCUACUUACUGGAACUUUUUCCCACCAGCUGAGGAAAAUAUGCAAAUUCUUUCUCCUAAAAAAGUGUCUGGAGACAUCAUCAGACUUUACUUCUUGCCUGCAGGUAUAAACGAAACCUGCAUUACCCAUAACCUUUAUUGUUUCUUACUCUCCAGAGCACUACCAGCAGAGGGAAUGUUCAGCUACCUCCGGAAACGCUUUGCCAGCCACAUCAGAGAACGCAGCCGGCGAAGAGCAAGGCUUGUCUCUAAAGAUGGAAGGUGUAACAUAGAGUUUGGCAAUGUAGAACAGCCGAGGUUUGUCUUUUUGAUUGAUAUAUGGACAACUAUCCUGGAUCUCAGAUGGAGAUACAAAAUGACUAUCUUCAUUUCAGCAUUCUUAGGCAGCUGGUUUCUGUUUGGUCUCCUCUGGUAUGUCGUGGCAUACAUACACAAAGACCUGCCAGAAUUCAACCCUUCCAUAAAUCACACCCCCUGUGUUGACAAUAUCAACGGCCUCACUUCAGCUUUCCUGUUUUCCUUGGAGACCCAGGUAACCAUCGGUUAUGGCUUCAGAUGUGUCACAGAACAAUGUGCCACUGCCAUUUUCCUGCUCAUCUUCCAGUCCAUCUUGGGGGUGAUCAUCAAUUCUUUUAUGUGCGGUGCCAUCUUGGCCAAGAUAUCAAGGUCUAAAAACCGGGCUAAGACCAUCACCUUCAGCAAGAACGCUGUCAUCAGCAAACGCGGUGGGAAGCUCUGCCUCCUUAUUCGGGUGGCAAACCUCAGGAAGAGCCUGCUGAUUGGCAGCCACAUCUAUGGAAAGCUUCUCAAGACCACCAUCACCCCAGAAGGAGAGACAAUCGUUUUGGACCAGGUCAACAUAGAAUUUGUAGUUGAUGCUGGCAAUGAGAAUCUCUUCUUCAUUUCCCCAUUAACUAUUUAUCAUAUCAUAGACAAGAACAGCCCGUUCUUCCACAUGGCAGCAGAAACCAUUCUACAGCAAGAUUUUGAAUUGGUGGUGUUUUUAGAUGGCACUGUUGAAGCCACGAGCGCUACCUGUCAAGUGAGGACAUCCUACAUCCCAGAGGAGGUGCUAUGGGGUUACCGCUUUGCUCCCAUUGUGUCCAAGACCAAAGAAGGGAAAUACAGAGUAGACUUCCAGAACUUCAGCAAGACAGUGGCUGUGGAGACUCCCCACUGUGCCUUCUGUCUCUACAAUGAGAAAGAAGCUAAAGCCAAAGAGAAGAAAGGUUAUGACAAUCCUGGGUUUGUCUUGUCAGAAGUUAAUGAAACCAGUGACACUAAAAUGUAGUUCCAGAUAUUCAUGGGACCAUAUCUUUGUUCAUAAUGAAUUCAAUCUUGAGAGGAUUAAUAACUUAGUAAAACACAAAAGAACACAGGCUUGGUUUUACUCUAAAACAGCAUUUAUCUUCUCAAAAGCUUCAAAUCAAAAGAGGAACAGAAUACCAUUGAUCUCCAGAAUGCUCUAUAUUUCAUAGAACUUCUAUUUUUAUACCAAUGGGACAUUUUAUGAAGCUGCUAUGUUGGAAUGUCCAACUCACUUAAGUUCCCAGAGGCAUGCAAGUCUGUUAAAAAGCCUGAAAAGAUGGAGAGAAACUUUAGGGCACAUUAAAGACACUGCUGUUGGAAUGGGAACAUGAAAAGGGGAGACAGAAGGCAAAGCUAAAGCAACCUACAGGACUUAGGAGCCAAAGCCUCAACAAAUGUAUGGUUUUGGUUGCCAAAGUACUCUAUGAAAGCAGACUCUCUGGUUCUGGAACACUAGAGCACUUUUGAACACUUCGAAACAAUCCCUUCUUUUUUUGAAGGCUGGUACCUCUACCAAAAUGGAGCAUUGUGGGAUGGUACAUGCUUGGGAAGCCAGGAAAGAUGCAGCUUGGGCCAUUCUGCUGCAUCUAGAACUCUAAAAUAUGACUUUUUUCCUGUGAAAGCCUUAGGUUCCUUUAGGGAAAAAUAGCCAAAUAGAAAUUGAAAGUGAAAAAAGGAGAAGCAGACAGCCACUAUGGGAGAAGAGGAUUUUUGCAGCUUAUUCCUAACUGUGUCACUUCAGAUACUCUUCCUCCACUUCCCCAGAAGCUGGAUAACUGUGGAAUUAGGAAACAUCUGAAGCCAACUGUCCAGGAAGAAGAGGAGCCACAGUGGGGAGGUGAAGAACACAUCAACUGCUUCACACCUGGCAGAAGAGCAAUCCACUGGGAGAAGAGAGGAAAUUCCCAGCUCUGGAUGUAUCCACACUGCAAACAGAGAUUAUCUUUUCCCUUGAAGCGUGAAGGUCUUGUUAAAACAAAAACACAGCAAAGGAGCCUCCCAUCAACAGUAGCUUCACAUUUAGUUCCAAACCAUCCAUCUCACCACAGCAAGAUGUGCAUCCCUUCAGGAAACAAGUCCUGCUCAGUGGCAGCUAAGUAGUGGCAAACAUUUUUGGGUGUGAUUGUUGACAUCAAAGUUUCAAAUGCAAUAAGAAGCUUCAGGAACUUCCUGGUGAACUUCCACUUCCUCACAGCCUUUUCUACGCCCUCCAACAAGUUCUUCUGCUGAGAGUUCAAGUGGCAGACCAAAGGAAGAGGUUUUGGGGGAACCCUUCCCAGUGAUGUAAUUCAGCUCUUCUGUUUUCAACAGUGUGGUAAAAUGGAAGUGUCUUUCUAAAAGCUGCUGGACUGAGCAGUUUUAUAAGAAGGGGAGAAUUGAGCAGGUCAAAUGAUGACGAGACAAAGUUAUUUUGCUAAUGAACAUAAUGUGAGUGUGGAAAUCAAACUCCGGGAACUGAGAGAAUUCAGGUCUCAGUCCCAGUGUACUAUCAACUCCUUUGUUGGUUCAGAACAAAUCACUUUAGUACGUAUCUCAGAUUUGCCAUCUGUAACACGGGACAGAAAGUACUUAUACUGUACAAAGAACAAUGUUAUGAACAAUUAUGAAACUAAAGCACUUUAAAAGCCAAUUCUCAACAGUCUCAAUCUUUCCUCUCUUCAAUGUGUCACUGUUACACCCUUCACUUCUAGAUGGAAAGGUCAGCACAGAGAGUUCCGUCCUCAUCACACAUCAGAAUUACUAGAAAUGGCUGCACUAUGGGAUGCUCGAACCACCUGCUGACACCUUCAAGGGGAAGCCCUGUUGAUUCUGUUUGGAGAUACUUCCACUGACCAUCCCUGCACCAGAGGUGAGAAGGUAAAGAGCAGACACUCCAUCCCUGCAGCUCCAUGCCCCUGCCUGCUUCCCCAACCUACAGCGUAGCACAUUGGGAUGCUUCGAAGCUCAUGUUGGACACUGCAUGUGACUCAGCUGAAACAAGGAUGUUUCUUUUGAAUGGUGAACGACAAUGCAAGAAAAUAGAAACAGUUUCAUUGCUGUUGACUCAUUAUUCUGAGACUUCCUUGUCAGGCUCUGCUGUUUGUCCUGUGCUGCUUGACAUAUAUAUUCACCCAAUCUAGUACAAAUCUAAGUACUUAGCAAAUGAAGCAGGGACAAAAUCAACACUUACCUGGCUGGGGCCGCUGCUGUUCUGUUGUCUUAUUCACAUUUUGUGUCCCUGCAACAGGAGGGCCUGUAAAAACACAGAAAGAUCUUAUAUGUACUAGAACAGAAAAGGAGGAAUGAACAGAGAACAAGGCAAGUACAAGAUAGAUUGAACGGGAUCAACAGCAACUGGGAUGCGAAAAGUUUUUUAAUCUUAAGAGCUGAUAUUUCUGAAAUUGCAUGACAAAAUCAAGAUAUUUGACUAGAAAUUAAAGACUUCACUGUAAAAUGAAAAUACGCAGGUGAGGCAAGGAAAAUAAUAUGUAAUCCCUUUACUGAUUUCUGCCUUUUAUUUCAACUGACCUUCCAUUAAGCUUACAUCCAUGUUUUGAACAGAAACUUGGAUUUUUUAAAUGUAUAAAUUCUGACCUUCUUCCAUGUUGGAACUUUUUUCAAUAUUUUUUUGGAAAUGCAAAUUCUUUUUUUAAUUAAUUUAAAAUUAAUUAAUUUAAUUAAAAGUUUUUACACAAAAACUUUUGGGUUUAUCAAAUCAAACAUUUUGUUGAAAACAUCAUGGCAAUUUCUAUAAAACCCUCCAACAUUAAUGUCUGUUCCUCCUUUUGUAUCUUUUCUCUCUGGGACGAGCGUUUUGGGCAAUGCCUAAGCCUGACACAUCUGAUCAUGAAGUAGAGUCAUUGCAGUCAGCGGAGUUGAAGGUGCAACUCAUCCCAUCCAAAAGGAGCCUCCCUUUCUCUUAUGCCAAGGAGACAGAAGACCAUGGGCAGAAAAGGAGGCUGAGAUGAACCUAUUUCCAGAAAAUGAACGUCAACUUUAAAACCCAAAGACUUGACACGCACGAUAAGGAAGCUACUUUAAGGAAAGGGGACAAAGCAUCCUCUGGAGUGACAUUCUGAAUGCCCCUUUGCUCAUGCUGCUGGGAAGGGAAACCACAAAUCCCACUGCAAAUAGAUCAGCCUGAAAAACAAACCGCUACGGUUCCAGCCCAGGACAAGGAGUGCGAUGGGACAUCUCUGAAGGAGGGAAACAGGCAGCCCCAGCCCUGCUGUCUCCAAAAUGAGCCCUGUCCCUGCUCCCAUGGCUGGGAAGGGGCUUGUAGCCAGAUGCUGCUGGGGAAUUUAUCCCCAAGCUCAGCCCUCAGCAGUUGUUAUAAAUAAGAUGCUGUUCGCAUUUGCCUUGCUGGAAACCCAUCAUGCAAAUCCCAACUCAAUCUGAGUACACACAGAGCUCGGGCUGCUGCUCUAUCAGAAAGCAGGAGAGCAGGGAUGAGGUCUGAAGCAACCAUUGACUUUUCCCAUGUCCUCUUUGCAGCCACUCUCUGACUUUCAUUUCUCCCCUGGGAUAUCCUCCCAAAGUAUUACAACUGGAGAUCUUAGAGCAAUGUUUUGGGAAAUAUUUGGAAACAUAAGAGUUCUGCCUUGAGAGAAAGGCAAAACUUCUGAAAUCGCCACUGAUCAAGAUGCUAAUGUACAUUUUGGUUAGCUCAGUCGGAAAGAGCUUUGCCAUUAGGUAAUUCUAAUGGAAAUGCCACUCACACGGUGAUCCUGUUAAAAAGAAAGGUGGCAAUUAAUUUUCCAACAGAAAAAUUCCUUUCCAAAAAGUAGCAGCACUCAUGGAAAAUCUUCCAUUUUUUCUGAUUCUUUUGGGUCAGAUAACUGACCCAAGUGAAUCCACUGCUACAAAUGGGUUGGUUGAUUCAGAUGCAUCAGCAUGUUUUGAGUAAACAAAUAGGCCAUCAUCCGGAUAGAUGAUCCUCCUCCUCCAGAUGGAGAAGCUUUGUCACAGAGGAGGAGCCCGCUUUGCUCACAGUGUCACAGAAAGUGUGUAAAAUGCAUCUCCUGAGGGGUUUUUUUUAGCAGAAAGUGACAUUAUUACAAUCAGAUGUGCUGACCAGGCAUGUAUUGCUGCGGCUGCUUGGGUGUUAUAGGAUCCAGGCUGGUUCUCCAGCUGCCCUAAGGUCUCCCCUUCAGGAGCCUUCUCUUCUCCAGGCCGAACCAGCCCAGCUCUCUCAGCCUGGCUCCAGAGCAGAGCUGCUCCAGCCCUCGCAGCAGCUCCGUGGCCUCCUCUGGGCUCGCCCCAACAGCUCCACUUGCUGCUCUCGCUGCUGUGUGCAGCCCAUGCCUCGGUUAGGAUGAGACUUAGCUGAGCAUCAUUAAAUACGCUAGUUAGCAAUGCAGGCAUAGCUAUUGAAUGUGUUCAAUCAUUUCUUUCCAACUCUUCCUUUCCCUCUCAAAAAACCGAAGCCCAAAUCCACUAAGCUAUUUUGGUUUUGUUUCCACACAGAUCUGUGGAAUGCGAAAGAACCACAGCAGCCCUCCCAGCUUUCAGGCCCAGGCUCUAAAGCUGAACGUGUCUAAAACGAAAUGGAAAAGGCAGAGCCAGGGAACCUAUCCAGAGACUCGAGUUUCUGCAAAAACAGCAUCAUUACCAGGACCUGACACCCAGUGACUCAAAAAGAUCCUAUAGAAUUCCAGCCAGACUGUUAGUGACAGGAGAGAGAGUCUUAUCUGUCAUUAAACCUGCUUGGAUUUUACAACAAAACUUGGAAAUUCAACUAGAAGCUUCAGGCUGAGGUCCUCUUCUGGUGUAAAGCAGCAAAUAGCUACAGUGAAGUUAAGGGUAAAUGUAUCCCAACUAAGGAUCAGGUCCCCAAGUCUGUUUUAGACUUGAAAGGCCCAGCGGAACAACAGUCCUAUGACAAAUGUGCGUUCAAUACAAAAUGGAAUUAAAGAGCAGAAAAUAAAUCAUAGAUGCUUUCAAGAAA